Cantharellus anzutake is the source of this 478-nucleotide messenger RNA. RefSeq names its product DUF1748-domain-containing protein. The coding region runs from base 48 to 272 and encodes 74 amino acids. Lineage: Eukaryota; Fungi; Basidiomycota; Agaricomycetes; Cantharellales; Hydnaceae. Gene Ontology annotation, cellular component: cytoplasm. The record is from RefSeq and is a predicted model, not a curated record. The transcript has 3 exons.
UUCUCCGUGGCCCAACACAUCUUAUUGUUUGUCUUAUUGAGCGAGCCAUGCUUGGAAAACUUGUUCAUUAUACCAUCGAUGGUAUUCUACUAUCUACAGUGAUUGCUGGUGUGAAACGUUCGAGUGGUUUUGAGCCGCAGACAUCACUCAUUACUGAGCCCAACGUAAAGUCUAUCGCGGACAAGUUUUUAGGAGUCGGCGAGACCGUUUUCGAUGUAGUCCAGGCUGCUGCUAUUAACAGCGCGUACUGGAAGAGAUCAACCUCUCGAUAACUAGAAUUGGACCCGGUAUCUGUCGAUACUUGAAGCCAGGGCGCUUUGUGUGUUAUUUCAUGAUCUGGCUGACGUAGAACCCCACCACCCUGUGUUCCCCUCGCGAUAUAAUGUCAAAGGAAGACGACUGAGUGUUGUUCGCAAUUUAAGAGUGCCAAUGGGCAAUUGGGGCCUUGUAUGAGAGGCAAAACCCAAAUAUAUGUGCA